AUGAGGAGAGGUUGCAUUUAUAGGAAAAUGCUUACGGCAAUCCGACGCCAUUCCGACGAAAUUCCGACAAAUUAUAAAAAAUCCGUCGGAAUUCCGUCGGUUUUUUUAAAAUGGCUAACGGCUAUAAACGGGCAUAUUCUUUCUCGCCAACGGUCGAGAGCUUCCGUCGGAACGGCGUCGGUAUAUUCCGACGGAAUUCCGACGACCGUAACGGUUAUAAUUUUUGUCGGGCUUUCGUCGGAAUUGUCGUCGGAAUAUACCGACGACCGCCCUUCGUCGGAAGUUCGUCGGACUGUUCCGACGAAAUACCGACGAACCCGUGUUUUUGGGUUUCGUCGGUAUGUCGUCGGAAUGUGGUCGGAAUGGUCCGACGACUUCGCUUUCCGUCGGAGUGGUCGUCAGAAUUUCCCUGUUUUUCUUGUAGUGUCAUACCAAAGAACUCAGUUUGAAACUGAUAGUGAUAUCUCAACUACACAUUCAUCACAAUACGACUUUAAGACAAUUGAAGUUGCAACAAACAAUUUUUCCAGUAGUAAUAAGCUCGGUGAAGGUGGAUUUGGCGAGGUUUACAAGGGUACACUGUCAACUGGAACGGAAGUGGCUGUGAAGCGACUGUCGAAAAUGUCAGGACAAGGGACAAGAGAGUUCAGGAACGAAGCUGUUCUUGUGUCAAAACUUCAACACAGGAAUCUAGUUAGGCUUCUUGGAUUCUGUUUAGAAGGAAAAGAAAAGAUUCUCAUCUAUGAGUUUGUCCCAAACAAAAGUCUCGACUAUUUUCUAUUUGACCCAGAGAAUCAAGGUCGGCUAGACUGGACUCAACGAUACAAGAUCAUUGGAGGGAUUGCUAGAGGAAUUCUUUAUCUUCAUCAAGAUUCACAGCUAACAAUCAUACAUCGUGACCUUAAAGCAAGUAACAUUCUUUUGGAUUCCGAUAUGGUCCCAAAAAUUUCAGAUUUUGGACUGUCUACGAUCUUUGGAAUAGAGCAAACUCAAGGCAAUACCAACAGAAUUGCUGGAACCUAUGCUUACAUGUCUCCAGAGUAUGCAAUGCAAGGCCAAUUCUCCAUGAAAUCUGACAUAUACAGCUUUGGAGUCUUAGUUCUCGAGAUAAUAAGCGGAAAGAAAAACAGUAACGUCUACCAGAUGGAUGAAACUACUACUGCUGGAAACUUAGUCAACAAUGCUUGGAGGCUUUGGAGAAACGGGUCACCACUGGACCUGUUGGAUCCGGCCAUUAGAAGGAAUAAUCAGAGUAACGAAGUCACUAGAUGCAUCCAUAUUGCGCUCUUAUGUGUUCAAGACAAUCCAGAAGACCGUCCAAUGUUAUCAACUAUUAUCUUGAUGCUUACUAGCAACACAAUCACUCUACCAGUGCCUCAUCUCCCGAGUUAUUUCCCGCGGAACAAGCUCGAACUUGAGAAGGUAUCUGAGGGAUUCGAAUCAAGUCGAUCUACAGAAAAAUCUGUUGGUUAUUCUGUUAGUGACUCGUCCAUUACUGAUUUAGAGCCUCGUUGAAGAUGGAAGUGAUUCUCUGUGUGCAAGUUUGAAUGAUGCUUCUAACAUCAUUUUCUUAUUUUUAUUGUGAUUUUCUUUAAGAUUUGAGUAUUCAUGUGGGUUCUGUUUUUAACAAACCUAUUGACUGAUUCUCUUCUGUGCGGUGUCACAUAGUUUAGUUUUCACCUUGUGAAACGUUAGUAAUAACAACUUCCUUGUUUCCCA
Messenger RNA from Raphanus sativus (radish), 1719 nucleotides. RefSeq names its product cysteine-rich receptor-like protein kinase 11. Gene Ontology annotation, biological process: protein phosphorylation. The record is from RefSeq and is a predicted model, not a curated record. The coding region runs from base 1 to 1515 and encodes 504 amino acids. Gene Ontology annotation, molecular function: protein kinase activity; ATP binding. NCBI's taxonomy places the organism in Eukaryota, Viridiplantae, Streptophyta, Magnoliopsida, Brassicales, Brassicaceae. The transcript is spliced from 6 exons.